GGCACUCGGUCCGACCCCAUCGGUCAAGAGUAGCUACAACGGAGAGGAGUAGCUAUCCAUUAAGCAACAGACUGAUGAUGUGCCAGAGUGCCAGUGAGAUGUGGUCACGGUGGAGUGCCAUGCUAGUGUGGAUUUUCCUUCUCCUCUGUUGCUCUGCAGAUGUAGUCAGCACCAUCAUCUACCAGGUGACCGAGGAGCAGCCGCCUAACACACUGAUUGGCAGCUUGGCAUCUGACCAGGGCUUGCCAGACACCGGUCACCUUUACAAACUCGAGGUGGGCGCUCCUUUCCUCCGUGUGGAUGGAAAAACAGGGGACAUCUACACUACGGAGAUCCCGAUCGAUCGUGAGACUCUCAAGGACUGUCGCAACCUUUUUGAGGGCGAUCCUUGUUUCCUAGAAUUUGAGGUGUCUAUUACAGACCUAAUGAAAGGAACAGGACCUCGGCUCAUUGAAGGCCGCAUCGAGAUCUUGGAUGAGAACGACAACACUCCACAGUUCUCUUCACCUGUCUUGACAUUGUCGAUCCCGGAGAACACGCACGUGGGUGUGCUUUUCGCAAUUCCUGUGGCCACCGACAGGGAUUCUGGAAGCAAUGGCAUUGCCGAUUACGCGCUAACGACUGGCCCUGAAGCUGCCAACCUUUUCAGCCUGCAGGUGGCGCAAGACUCAGAUGAGAAAUUGCCACAACUCAUUGUUUUGGGAAACCUGGAUAGAGAGCAGCGAGAUUCAUAUGACCUCAACAUAAAAGUGGUUGAUGGUGGCUCUCCACCCCGCCAGAGUAGCGCCCUGCUCAGGAUCACCAUUACAGAUGCCAAUGACAAUGUGCCCAAAUUUGAGAAGUCACACUACGAGGGUGAGCUCCCAGAAAACAGCCCAGUGGGUCAUUCUGUUCUACAAGUGAAGGCCAAUGACUCUGAUAUGGGACCCAAUGGAGAGGUGACCUACAGCCUCCACCAGGCAUCACCAACUGUUCAGAGGCUCCUCAGCAUUGACCGCAACACGGGCACCAUUUUCGUCAAAGGCUUGGUGGAUCGUGAAGAGAUUAGCAUGCUCAAGUUCUACGUCCAAGCUAAAGACAAUGGUCCACAAUCAAAGAGCUCCAAAGCCCUUGUGACUAUUACAGUGAAGGACCAGAAUGACAAUGCACCCUCCAUCAGGAUCCGGGGCAUUGGCCUUGUGACUCAUGAAGAUGGUGUCGCUAACAUAUCGGAGGACAUGCCUGUAGGCACAGCUGUGGCUCUGGUGGAGGUAUCAGAUCAUGAUGAAGGUGAAAAUGCAGUUGUGACCUGUGUGGUCGCAGGGGAUGUCCCAUUCCAGCUGCGACCAGCUAGCGAAACAGGCAACGACCGCAAGAGGAAGUACUUCCUCCAGACAACCAUGCUACUGGACUAUGAACGGAUCAAAGACUACAGGAUUGAAAUUGUGGCAGUGGACUCUGGCAACCCUGCACUAUCCAGCACAAAUUCCCUGAAGGUGCAAGUGACAGACAUGAAUGACAACUCCCCAGUCUUCUCGCCUUCUUUGUACGAGGUAGAAUUUGCUGAGGAGAACCAGCCAGGUGACAAGGUUCUGGAUGUGGUAGCCACAGAUGCCGACAGCGGGACUAAUGCGGAGCUGACAUACAGUAUCACUGGUGGAUCAGUCCCUGAGGGGCUCUUUGAAAUUAACCCUAACACAGGAGAAGUGCGUGUCAUGAGCCAGUUGGACCGUGAACAAUUAAAUCACUAUCAAUUUCUAGUGGCAGCAGCUGAUAAAGGUGUACCAAGCUUAAGAGGAACUGCCACUGUUGUUGUUAAGGUGCUCGACAGGAAUGACAAUGACCCUAAAUUUAUGCUUAAUGGUUACAGCUUUUCAGUCCAAGAAAACAUGCCGCCCCUUAGUCCUGUUGGAAUGGUAACAGUCAAUGAUCGCGACGAGGGCGAGAAUGCUCGUGUUCAACUUUCUGUAGAACCAGACAAUGGCAAGUUUAUGAUUCAAAAUGGAACGUACACUAUACUUUCGACUAUUUCCUUUGACAGGGAAAAGGAGAGCACCUACAGUUUCCGACUUAAAGCCGUUGACGGAGGUGAUCCACCACGUUCUUCCUACGUUGGCAUUACCAUUAAUGUUCUUGAUGAGAAUGACAAUGCUCCAUACGUCACCAAGCCCUCAAACUCUUCAUACAAGUUCUUGGAUCCCCGCACCAGCCCAGAAACCCAUGUAGAAAGUGUUGAGGCAGAGGACAUUGACAUCGGUUUAAAUUCAGAGCUGGAUUUCAGUAUAGUAGGGGGCAACCCGCAUGGAUUGUUCCGCAUCUCUUUAGAAGGUGAGAUUACGUUGGCUAAAGAGUUCACAUCCAAACACAUUGGUCUCCACCGUCUGGUAGUAAAAGUUAAGGACAAAGGCAUGCCACCACGCCAUACGACUGCACUGGUUCACAUCUAUGUCAAUGAGACCAUCGGCAAUGUCUCCCACAUCGAAGGACUUGUUGGACACAGUCUUUAUACGCCACUUGAAAUGGACAUUGCAGGAGAUCCUGAUUAUUCUCGAGACCCGCAUAGUAACAUUAUUUUUGCAGUCUUGGGUGGCUUUUGUGUGGUCAUUCUAAUCAUUGCAGUGGCUAUGAUCAUCAGGCAUGUCGUGCUAAAGGAGAAUAAAAGUGGCUACCAGGCAGGCAAGAAGGAGACCAAAGACCUCUAUGCCCCCAAACCAGGACCUAAGAGCAACAAGAACAAGAAGAUAAAGAAAAGCAAAGCUCCAAAGCCUACCAACCCAUCUGAAGAGGAUGAGGGGGGGAGUCUUCAGAAAGGCCUAAAGUUCAGCCUCAUGAAUGAUAGCGUCAACGAUAGCCCUAGGAUUCACCUGCCGCUCAACUACCCCCCUGGGAGCCCAGACCUAGGGAGACACUACCGGUCUAAUUCUCCUCUGCCAUCCAUUCAGCUCCAACCUCAGUCACCUUCUGCCUCAAAGAAACAUCAGGCAGUGCAGGACCUGCCAGCAACCAACACCUUUGUAGGAACCGGGGACAACAACUCAACAGGCUCAGACCAGUAUUCGGAUUACAGCUACAAGGCCAACUCUUCAAAAUAUAGCACCAAACAGCUCCCGCAUCGCAGAGUGACCUUCUCCACAGCCAAUCAGGGACAAGAUCUGCAGGAUCCCUCUCAGCACAGUUACUAUGACAGCGGUCUGGAAGAGUCAGAGACACCCAGCAGUAAGAGUUCUUCAGGACCCCGUAUCGGGCCCCUCGCCCUACCUGAAGACCACUAUGAACGCACCACCCCAGACGGCAGCAUCGGAGAGAUGGAACACCCUGAGAACGAUCUGAGGCCUCUACCUGACGUGGCCAUGACGGGAAAAUGCACACACGAGUGUACGGAAUACGGCCACUCGGAUUCCUGCUGGAUGCCUGGACAGCCCUCACCCAACCGCGCCAAGAGUGCAAAGAGUGGGCCCAAGCUCUCCACCUUCGUGCCUUACCAGGAGAGGGAGGAUCAGGAGCACCUGAUGGCUGACAGCAGCUCUAAGCUUCACAGAGAGGAGCGGAGCGGAGGUGGGAGCAACAAAGUGGCCAGCGUUCGCUUUUUGCCUCCCUACACUAGUGCCUAUUCUACAGGUGGCGACUCCAGCAAGGACUGCCCCCGGGAGGAGAUCCCCCUGAGUCAGACAGCCGAUUACGCCCCUGCCACUACACCCUCCAGCCAAGGCUCCAAAAGAGAAAUCUACCUGUGAUUCACCUGUCAUCCGCCUAUGUUUGAUUCCACAUUUGAUCCAAUAUACUUGUGAUCAGCAAUGCCUGUGAGAGGAUAAAUGGCCUCAUUGUCAAAACACCUGCUAAUCCUACCACACCACCAGACCCCGAUUUACUCAGACGUCUCGAUGUGCAUCUCCAAUCCCCUCAGCCAUAAGCCUAAUGGUUGACACAAAACAGCUAGAGACCUUCUUUAAAACCCUCUGGGUUUUAUACAACCCUGUGCAUUGUUAGAGGCUCUGGAAGCCGAAUAGAUAUGAAAAGAAUAAUCAGAAAAAAAGAGAAAAUCAUUUUGUGAAUAUGAAAUGAAGUACACAAUCCCCAUGUAAACUUCUAAUGAAAGAAUGUAAGGACAAUUUUUAAGUGAACUUUGUGAUGAUUUAAUGUCAAGGUUAUAUUCCUAUUUGAAUCUGAUUUGUUCACUGAUUUUUGUUUGUUUUUUAUUAUAUAUAUAUGUAUUACUAUUAUGAUCAGACUGUAGUUAUGCUUACCUAAAACAUAUAUACAUCCAAAUAGUACUCUUUUUUUCUUCUGUGUGUAACUACUAAGAACACGAGCCAGAAGAACUGGUGAACCAAAUACUGGCAAUCCAAGAGGGACAUGCAUUCUCAACAUGUAUACUUUACUGAGGAGAAAUAUUCACCUUUCUUUAAGCACUGAAGGGUAACUGUUUCUUACAUUUGUCUUUUUUUCAUAGGAAUCUCUUUUUUAAUGUACAGUGAUGUAAAUACUACACGUCUGAUGGAACAGUUUUGAUUUAUGAUUUAGCUGUACAGACCCUCGAAGCCACGGCUUCCUUCUGUUGAUGAAAGUAGAAGGGACAUUGCUCAGAGGAUUUGCCUCCCUGUCAGUAAAAGAAGGACAACAGUUUUGGACCAUGGAAUGCUAAAGAUAAUCCACAGUAUGAGCCUCUGCCGUCUAAGUACUUGGGACUUGAGCGAACAUGGAAUUUGGGGCAAAAUCCAAGGGAAACAAAUGAAUUAAAGCAGGUUUGCAUGAUGCCAUUUGUCAUUUUGGACAAAUUUGACAGGCUUCAUCAGUUCCCAGAGGAAGCUCUCCCAGUGACUUUUCCUCUGUAAUACUCGCUUACUUCUUCAGUAGACUAUCCAAAUGUAGCUGAGGCUUGAGGUGAGUUGCCCUUUGGAAGAGCUUUGUUCAACCCAUCCCAUCCGUAAGGAGGAGCAACAACUUUCACAGUACAAAAUCAAAAAAAUGAACUGUCCAUGUGCUGUGCAAUAGGCUACUUGUUUCCGGACAUGUCAAACUCUGUUGUGUAGAUGUGUGGUUUUGUCAGAGAUUUUGGCUCUGCUCUGUGGUGGGUUUGAACUGGUCAAAAUGAACGCUCACAAGAAGUAGACGGGUUCAAAAAUCGUGACAGCAGUCAUUCUCUCGUGUUUGACAUUAAAGUUGUAUUCAACAAAUCCAGUAUAUUCUAAAACAUCUGAGAUUCUGUUUGAAGUGUGCUUUGAACGUAUGACAUAAGACUCCUGCAGCGAGCUUAGAAACGCCUAAAUCUCGCUAACCUAUUACCGCAAAGUCACACUGGCGCUCGCCUAACCGGGUCACUUUUGAUGGAAAUUCUAAUUUCCCCAAAUGAAAGCGAGAUCUUUCAGAAAGAGUUUACAGGAAGUUAAUUUAAGGCCAUUAUUAAUUUUGGCUGACGGUAACAGGGAUUGCAUCAUUUGGGAUGCAGGUCAGCAAAAGCUAUAAUGAGUAUUCAAGGCCCGAGCG
This is a messenger RNA of Sinocyclocheilus anshuiensis, 5463 nucleotides long. Its product is annotated as protocadherin-1-like. Lineage: Eukaryota; Metazoa; Chordata; Actinopteri; Cypriniformes; Cyprinidae. The record is from RefSeq and is a predicted model, not a curated record. The transcript is spliced from 5 exons. Gene Ontology annotation, biological process: homophilic cell-cell adhesion. Gene Ontology annotation, cellular component: plasma membrane. Gene Ontology annotation, molecular function: calcium ion binding. The coding region runs from base 75 to 3713 and encodes 1212 amino acids.